This is a messenger RNA of Dipodomys spectabilis (banner-tailed kangaroo rat), 1437 nucleotides long. It is a transcript of the gene Rpf2, whose product is annotated as ribosome production factor 2 homolog. The coding region runs from base 74 to 994 and encodes 306 amino acids. The transcript has 10 exons. Lineage: Eukaryota; Metazoa; Chordata; Mammalia; Rodentia; Heteromyidae. The record is from RefSeq and is a predicted model, not a curated record. Gene Ontology annotation, cellular component: nucleolus. Gene Ontology annotation, biological process: maturation of LSU-rRNA from tricistronic rRNA transcript (SSU-rRNA, 5.8S rRNA, LSU-rRNA); ribosomal large subunit assembly. Gene Ontology annotation, molecular function: rRNA binding.
GUUCCGGCGCACGCGCCGUUCUCGUGGCUCCUCUCGGUGCUGGUGCUGGAGCCCGGCUCGGGUUGAAGUAGCUAUGGAUUCUUUGGAUCGAGUUGUAAAACCCAAAACAAAAAGAGCCAAGCGAUUCCUUGAGAAGAGAGAACCCAAGCUGAGUGAAAAUAUUAAAAAUGCCAUGCUGAUUAAAGGGGGAAAUGCCAAUGCCAUAGUGACACAAGUUCUCAAAGACAUGUAUGCACUGAAAAAACCAUAUGGCGUUCUAUAUAAAAAGAAAAACAUUACAAGACCAUUUGAGGAUCAGACAUCACUGGAGUUCUUUUCAAAGAAGUCAGAUUGUUCUCUGUUCAUGUUUGGCUCCCAUAAUAAGAAGCGGCCAAAUAAUCUGGUAAUAGGUCGUAUGUAUGACUACCAUGUACUGGAUAUGAUUGAAUUAGGUGUUGAAAAGUUUGUGUCUCUAAAGGAUAUUAAGAACAGUAAAUGUCCUGAGGGAACAAAACCCUUGUUAGUAUUUGCUGGCGAUGAUUUUGAUCUAAGAGAAGACUAUCGGAGACUAAAAAAUCUUCUUAUUGAUUUUUUCAGAGGCCCCACAGUGUCAAAUAUCCGUCUGGCUGGAUUAGAGUAUAUUUUGCACUUCACUGCACUGAAUGGGAAGAUUUACUUUCGAAGUUAUAAGCUGCUAUUGAAGAAGUCUGGCUGCAGAACACCACGGAUUGAGUUGGAAGAGAUGGGGCCGUUGUUGGAUUUGGUUCUGAGAAGGACCCACCUGGCCUCAGACGAUCUUUAUAAACUGUCUAUGAAAAUUCCAAAAGCUCUCAAGCCAAAGAAGAGGAAAAAUAUCUCUCAAGAUACUUUUGGUACAACUUAUGGAAGGAUACACAUGCAGAAACAAGACCUAGGCAAACUACAAACCAGGAAAAUGAAGGGAUUGAAGAAGCGACCUGCAGAAAAGAUAACAGAAGACAAGGAGAUAAACCCCAAGAAAAUUAAAAAAAGUUAAUAGAACUUAGCCAAAAGUCCAGUUUUAUUGUGGUGUAUUUACUUAAGAAAUUUGUCAAGCUCAGACCAUUCAGUUUCUUAAAUGAUUUUAUUGUAUAUUUUUAUAACAUAAGUUGCUAUGUAUAUUUGAGCUACUUUUAUAAUUUCUUUUAAAAAUUACGUAGUUGUACAAGAGAUUACAGUUCUAUAAGUCAGUUAUGAGUACAGUGCAUCUUGAUCAUUCAUAUUUUAUGACUGGUAAUAUACUGAUACUUUGCUUAAAGUAAGCCCUUUCUUUGUGCUGUUAGAUUUGGUUAUGCUGGUUUUUAUCUGAUGUGUUAUUCUCAUUCUCCAAAAACCUCUUUUCUUAGGGUGGGUGAAUGAAUGAGCGAGGUGGAACUGAGGCAGAAGUAUCACAAGUUUCAGGCUAGCUUAAGCUGGGUCAUGACAUCUGCCAAAACAAAA